UGUGACGUCCAGCUCGGCCAGGGAGAUGUGGCAACCACAUCCCUUAAACGCCGCUCGUUAGCGCUGAUGUCCGGUGGCGGAUUACGUCAGGGAUGAGGCGCUGAGUGGCUGAGAGCAGUCGACUCGCUCCCUCUCUCCGUCUCCGCACAGACAGAUAGAGAACAGCCCCACAGCCAUGGAUCUAACUCUGGCGCUGUCUGCCGUCAUAUUCACGCUGCUCGCCAUCGUGGUGGCGACGUCGCUCUUCGGCGGCUCGUCGCCGGUGGCGGACUUCGCACACGCGCGCGGCUAUUUCGCGCAGCGCGGAUUGGACGAGCCGGGGCCGAAGCAGAACGGCCACGCGCCCGAGGAGAAGGAGGCGGCGGCGACGACGACGACGGCGACGAUGAUGAAGAAGAAGAGGACGAAGAAGGCGGCGGAGGAGGGCGACUGGUGCGAGAUCAGCGGCAGCUCACACGACCACUGGGACGUGGUGAAAUCCGUGCUCUCAGAGGAGGCACAUCCUCAGCUCCACAACGCAGAGCAGGAAACGGCAGCCGAAAACUCCCGCUCCACCACGUCCAGCCCGUCCGUCCCCUCGCCGGGAUCUGGGAAUAUGAGUUUAGAGGCAGACUCGUCCUCCGAGGCCCCGUCGGGGAAGGGCCGCAGGUCGUUCAUCGGGCUCUCUGAGAAGGAGAUCCUAAAGUGUGCUUUCUCUUACCCCCAGACUGAGGGAGCCGCAGAGAGCCCGGAGGUCAACGAUAACGCCUUGAAGUACGUUCCGGGAAAGUCGCGGUCCCACCACUUGCAAAUGAUGAUGUCCAAAGAGGAGCUGGAGGAGGAGCAGAGGAUACACUCCAACUGUGACUUUUAACUGUCUUUAAGCCUGAAAAGGGAGCAGAUACGUGGGUGCAGCGGGAGCAGUUGGCCGCCAUCUUCCAGCUGCUGAGUGACAACAAGGAGACGUUCGGCGAAACGUCAGAGGGAGACAUGGAGGAGCAGCUCAGACUCUACUCCAUCUGAGCCUUCUCCUCUCGGACUCUUUGUGCUCGACCUCGCUCUUCUUUUACCUGUGAGCGCUACUGAAGGACCAGUCCAAUAAACCAAAUACUCCAAUACACCUGAUCACAGUAUUCAACACCUCUCUACAAUCCACUCAACUGAUACUCUCAUUUGUGGAUUAAUUAUGACAUGCUUUUUGUUUUUGUUUUUGUUUUCGUGUACAGUUUUUUUAUUUUAUUUUAUUUUUUCAUGUUAUUCAAACUGCAGUCCACAGGAAAUGAAGACCAAAGGAAACAAAAAAACAGCUGGACCUUUUCCAGCAAGAGUUUAUAGCUGACAAAGGACUAAAAGGGAAUAUUAUUAUGUCUACUAGUCUAAUUAUAAUAAUGUUAAUUUAAUACAAUUUUGUAAAAUUCUAUGUCAUCUUCAUUCAAUGUUUCACAGGUGUAAAUCUCCCUGUAUAACGUCCACUCUGUUGUGUAAUAAACGACAUUAUAUGUA
This is a messenger RNA of Scophthalmus maximus (turbot), 1482 nucleotides long. Its product is annotated as matrix-remodeling-associated protein 7. The transcript has 5 exons. Bases 176 to 853 code for a protein of 225 amino acids. The record is from RefSeq and is a predicted model, not a curated record. Lineage: Eukaryota; Metazoa; Chordata; Actinopteri; Pleuronectiformes; Scophthalmidae.